AUGAAGGUCAAUAUUGCCUAUCCAGCUAAUGGCACACAAAAGUGCCUGGAGAUUGACGAUGACCAUAAGCUCCGGCCGUUCUAUGAUAAGAGAAUGGCUACCGAGAUGCCGGUAGACUUUUUGGGAGAUGAGUGGAAGGGAUACAUCGUGAAAAUUACAGGCGGAAAUGAUAAACAAGGCUUUCCAAUGAAGCAAGGGGUCCUUACUAACGGACGGGUGCGAUUGCUGUUGUCAAAAGGCAAAUGCUAUAAUCCCCGACGUAAGGGUACCAGGAAGAGGAAGAGCGUUCGGGGUUGCAUUGUUGAUAGCAAUCUGAGUGCUCUAAACCUUAUAGUCAUUAGGAAGGGUGAAGGCGAUAUCCCCGGCCUCACCGACGUAAGCGUGCCAAGGCGUCUCGGCCCUAAGCGUGCCUCCAAAAUUCGAAGACUUUUCAACCUCGAUAAAGCAGACGAUGUCCGGCAAUUUGUCGUCCGCAAGCCUCUUCCGGCGAAAGAAGGCAAGAAGCCGCGUAGUAAGGCCCCAAAGAUUCAGCGUCUCACAACUCCCAUCCGCCUCCAGAGAAAACGAAGACAUAGAGCUCUAAAAAAGAGGCGUAUUGCCAUCCGUAAGGAGCUGGAAACAGAGUACGCGAAAAUGAUCGCCGUUCGCCGUAAGCAGGCUCGGGAUGAAAAGAGACGUUCACGAAGUCGAUCACUUCGUGAAUCCAAGGCUACUUCUGAAGAAUAG
Molecule: messenger RNA, 726 nt
Organism: Echinococcus granulosus
Lineage: Eukaryota; Metazoa; Platyhelminthes; Cestoda; Cyclophyllidea; Taeniidae
Product: 40S ribosomal protein S6
Exons: 3
Coding region: 1-726 (241 amino acids)
Biological process (GO): translation
Cellular component (GO): ribosome
Molecular function (GO): structural constituent of ribosome
Source: RefSeq, a predicted model, not a curated record